UUUUUUCUUUGCAGUUUUGAAUCUGACAAUGAUAGAUAGUUUAUAAAUAAUCGAGUUAAGAAAGGUCGGUUUUAUAAUUUUCAAGAGGCGUGGCUGUCCGCACUUGGUCGGAUAAAGCAUCCACCGGUCGCCUCCGUUCUUCAGCCGCCCUUCACUUUUACAUGAGAGCCAAACUACCCCGAUCACGCCAUCUACUCCGCACAGAUCGCCGAAACUCCAACAUGCCGGCCAACUCCCCCACCCUUCUCCGCCAAGCCCUAACAUCGUCUUCCCGCCUUCGCAUCCUCAUCUUCCUUUUCAUCGCACUCCUCCUCCUCUACAUCCUUUUUUCCUACAGUUCCCCUCUCUCCCCCACCACCUCCGCGUCCUCUUACUCUUCCUCCUCCUCCUCCACCACCGCUACUACUUCACCUAGUCACCUUCUCUUCGGCAUCGCCGCCUCCACCCACACCUGGUCCCGCCGCCGAGAAUACCUCCGCGCUUGGUGGCGCCCUGGAAUCACCCGCGGCAUCGUCUUUCUCGACUCCAUACCCCCAUUCUUCCCCGAUAAUGAUCGAGGCGUUCCUCCAUUUCGAAUAUCAGCGGACACCUCCCGCUUACCAUAUUCCUUCAAAGGAGGCCAACGAUCCGCCAUACGCGUCGCGCGGAUAGCCAAGGAGCUGUUCGACGCGUUCGAUGGGAAGAUUGCGUACGGUGACGUGAGGUGGAUUGUGCUUGGGGACGAUGAUACUGUGUUCUUCCUCGAAAACCUUGCGGGUACUUUGGCGAAGUAUGAUUGGGAGCAGUGGUACUACGUUGGUAGUUUUUCGGAGAGCGCGGAGCAGAACGCGAAGCAUUCUUUUGAUAUGGCUUUUGGUGGAGGGGGUUUUGCGAUCAGCUAUCCGUUGGCUAGGGUUUUGUCGAAGGUUAUGGAUUCGUGUCUUCUGAGGUACGGGCAUUUGUUUGGGAGCGAUGCUAGGGUUUUUGCUUGCUUGGCAGAGCUUGGAGUGGGACUUACUCGUGAACCUGGGUUUCAUCAGGUUGACCUGCGAGGAGACCUUUUUGGUUUGCUAUCCGCCCAUCCAUUGUCACCUCUGAUAUCCCUCCAUCACCUUGACUCUGUGGAUCCCUUAUUUCCUGCCAAGAACCAUUCAGAAGCCUUGCGUCAUUUGUUGAAAGCUGUAAAUAUUGAUCCAGAAAGGAUUCUUCAGCAAACAGUUUGUUAUGAUCACAAAGAGCUUCGCACCAUCUCUGUUUCUUGGGGUUUUGCAGUUCAGGUAUUUGAAGGUAACGAACUCCUCAAUGACCUUCUGGCCUCGCAAAGGACAUUUAGACCAUGGAAGAGGGGCCGUUCUGCAACUUCAGCCAUUUAUAUGUUCGAUACAAGGGAGUUUCCUAAAGACCCAUGUAAAAGGCCAGCGAUUUUCUUUCUGGAAAGUCUGUAUUCCUCUCUGAGUAGAACUGAAAGCAAUUACAGUAGGCAAACAUCUGGAAAUUGCUUAGGAAGUUCCGUUUCAACUAAGAGACUUCAGCAGAUAACUGUUUCUUCGGAGAAGUCUCAUCUUGAAAUCGGGAAGGCUCUUAGAAGACAUUGCUGUGAUGUUAUAGAUUCUUCUCAUGAAGCAGUCAUGAAUGUUAAGAUCAGGAAAUGUAAAGAUGAUGAGUUGAUUGCUAUGCAUUCUUAAUGGAAGUUUCCCCUAUCAGACUGUACAGGAAAGUUAUUUGAUCCCUUAAGAAGAGGGGGAGAAAUAGCCAAAAGAAAUCUGCUAAUUGAUAUUGAAAAUUUUUAGUGGGACUAAUUUGUUGGAGCUUCAUUACAACACUUCUGACUUGCACUUUGAUGAUUUUCAGAAGAGAUUGCUGAUGCGUGAUGAGGAUGAUCUCCUUUCUAAGUGAACGACAACGUGUUUGUGGAGAUAUUUUUCUUUGAGGUCAUCAUACCGUCCGGAGUCGAAUCAGGAUGUGUCACGUCACCUAGUACACAGGAUCUGUACACAUCAAAAUAAUGAUGUGACGCAUUCUGAUUCGCCUCCAAACGGCGUCCGGUGACCACACAGAAUAAUUUCACAUUCUUGUGAGCUUGGAUGAAAUGUAGAAUUGAUCUGCGAUUGAGAAUGAAAGUUAUAAGCUUAAUGGUGAUGAAAAAGUUUUUGACUGGCAUGAUUAUAUUUAAUGUAUAAUUGAUAUUUUUUA
Messenger RNA from Dendrobium catenatum, 2172 nucleotides. RefSeq lists its product as uncharacterized. The coding region runs from base 162 to 1664 and encodes 500 amino acids. The record is from RefSeq and is a predicted model, not a curated record. Gene Ontology annotation, molecular function: acetylglucosaminyltransferase activity. Lineage: Eukaryota; Viridiplantae; Streptophyta; Magnoliopsida; Asparagales; Orchidaceae. The transcript has 5 exons.